Lucilia cuprina (Australian sheep blowfly) is the source of this 991-nucleotide messenger RNA. RefSeq names its product trypsin-like. Gene Ontology annotation, biological process: proteolysis. The record is from RefSeq and is a predicted model, not a curated record. The coding region runs from base 145 to 930 and encodes 261 amino acids. The transcript has a single exon. Gene Ontology annotation, molecular function: serine-type endopeptidase activity. NCBI's taxonomy places the organism in Eukaryota, Metazoa, Arthropoda, Insecta, Diptera, Calliphoridae.
CUGCUAAAUAACUGUAAAUGUUUCAAAAGUAAAUCUAAGCAAAAACAAUUAAAAUUACACACUUCAAUUCAGUGAAAAAAAUUCAAUUUACAAAAUAUUAUAAAAAUUUCUUUAAAAAUGUAAUUUUUCAUUAAAACAAAGAAAAUGCUAUUGAAUAGUUUAAUAUUGACUAUAACUGCUGGUCUAAUACGUCUCACACAAGCCAUACCCAGCGGAUUUAUAGCCGCGGAUGAUGAUGGUUUAAACUUUGUAGUGGCAAUAUACGAUCAAGAGAAAUACAUCUGUGGCGGUACAAUUAUAACGCCGAAUUUUGUAGUCACCGCCGCACAUUGUUUUAAGCGAGAAAGUGAAAUAACUGAUAUAAAAAUUAUAUGUAAAACAGUAGAUUUAACCGAUAUAAAAGAAGAGAAUAUCAGAAAUGUCAAAGAGAUUAUCAUACAUCCACGCUAUUCAGCGCUAAGUAGAGAUUUCGAUAUAGCAUUGUUGCGGUCUGAGUAUCCAAAUGUAAGAAAAUUAGGUUUAGCUACUUAUUAUGAUGUCUACUAUGAUGAAUAUACUACAGCUGUGGGUUGGGGUCUACAAGCGGAACCUAAUGAUGUGCCACCGGUUCGAUUAACCUAUAAUAUCCUGCAGGUUUGGCAAAGAGAAUCAUGUAAUUCCCGUCGAAUAUGGGGACCAGAUGCCUAUUAUCUUUUUAAACCUUUGGUAAGCGAACGUAUGUUAUGCGCCGAUGUAAGAGAUGUUGCACCGGGCACUUGUGUGAGUGAUGAUGGUUCACCUAUGCUUACAAAUGGUCCGGAAAUUUUGGGUAUAUUAUCGUGGCGUUAUGAUUGUCAAACGCCUGGCAAGCCAUCGGUGUAUACGAGUAUACCUUUGAUGAAACAUUGGAUAUUAAAAAUUGUAGAAAACAAUGCGAUGAAUAAACAAUAAAUAAGCAAACUUUUUAUACUUUUUCAGUUCUAGUUCGGAUCUAAAACAGUUCUAGUUGAGU